AUGAAGUUCUUCAUCCUCCUCGCCAUCGUCGCCUCGGCCGCUGCCGUGCCCGCCAUUGUCUCCACUGGCAACUCUGCCGUCUCCCGAUCCGAUGACGGUCUCGGUAACUACGCCUUCGGUUACAACGAGGACCACGCCACCGGCGGUACCUUCCGCAAGGAGCAGGGCGGUCCCGGAGUGCAGAUUGGCUCGUACGGUCUCCGAGAUGCCGAUGGUCGUGUGCGAACUGUCAACUACGUUGCCGAUGCCCUCGGAUACCGAGCCUCGAUCAGCACUAACGAGCCCGGUGUGGACCCCGCCCAGCCCGCUGCCGCCACCACCCUCAACGGAGCCGCUCCCCUGGCCCCAGCUGUUGCCGUCGCCCCCGUGGCCGCCUACGCCGCCCCAGUUGUGAAGUCCUACGCUGCCCCAGUGGCCGCCUACGCCGCCGCCCCGGUCGCCUACGCCCCCCAGAUCGCCGUGGCUGCCCCCAUUGCCUCCUCGUACGCCUCCUCGGUUCAGCACGCCUCCAUCGCCGCCCCGGCCGUCUACGCUGCCCCAGUGGCCGCCUACGCCGCCCCGGUCGCCUACGCCAAGUCGUACGCUGCCCCACUCGUCUCCUCCUACUCGGUCCAGCACGGUCCAGUCGGAUAUGCCGGCAAGAUCUACUAA
Molecule: messenger RNA, 651 nt
Organism: Rhagoletis zephyria (snowberry fruit fly)
Lineage: Eukaryota; Metazoa; Arthropoda; Insecta; Diptera; Tephritidae
Source: RefSeq, a predicted model, not a curated record